CUUCUGAGAGACGCGACCAGUUCUAGCCUUCCCGGUCUGACGGUGAGAAUGGUCACUCUGUUGGUUGCUGUCCUGACCAUCGUGCUGGUCACUACCUCCACGCCAACCUGCCGCCGCUCCGAGUUCCCCUGCAAUAACGGUCGCUGUGUGCCUCUCAACCGUUACUGUGACGCGGCUAAUGAUUGUGGGGAUUCAUCGGAUGAACCUCGCUUCUGUACACCCUGCAACCGCACCUACUACGGAGACGUCGGCAAGACCUACGAGCUGGAGCUGCAUCGACCUCGUGAGGACCGCAUGCCGUUCGUGUGCCACCUCACCUUCCAGGCGGCGGGGGGUGACAUGGGGGACCUCGUCCAG
Cryptotermes secundus is the source of this 357-nucleotide messenger RNA. Its product is annotated as low-density lipoprotein receptor-related protein 8-like. Gene Ontology annotation, molecular function: protein binding. The annotation marks the transcript as partial. The transcript is spliced from 3 exons. NCBI's taxonomy places the organism in Eukaryota, Metazoa, Arthropoda, Insecta, Blattodea, Kalotermitidae. The record is from RefSeq and is a predicted model, not a curated record.